AUGCUGACGCAACUCGGCAACGAAGAGAAGAAUCCGCUGUACUCGAAAGUCGAUGUGAAUGUGCAGAACAUCAAAGGACUCCUCGGAACAACUGGAACAAGCAUGGAAGCCGCACCCGGUGCAUACGGUGCACCAGCGAACAACAACCAGAACAAGAGGAUGCUAAGUGGAAAGUCCGUUGCGAAGAUAUUGAAGGGAUGGCUGCGUGGAGUCGUGAAGCUGAUGCCUUUUGGGACGUUCGGCUUGGGCUAUUCUAAGUCCGUUCCCGAAAUGAUCCGCGAAAACUUCUACAAGAAACAAGAG
Messenger RNA from Amoebophrya sp. A25, 303 nucleotides. Lineage: Eukaryota; Dinophyceae; Syndiniales; Amoebophryaceae. The record is from the annotation of a GenBank genome assembly.